Molecule: messenger RNA, 2286 nt
Organism: Oppiella nova
Lineage: Eukaryota; Metazoa; Arthropoda; Arachnida; Sarcoptiformes; Oppiidae
Source: the annotation of a GenBank genome assembly
AUGAAGUGCUGGUCCUCACAGUUCUCGCACAUCGCCUACGAGUAUAAGAGAGGUUACGGACAGCCUAUCAAUAGUCCGAUGGCUGUCGUCAUACAAGAGAUGAUUGGCUGCCAAUCGGCGGGAGUUAUGUUCACUUGUGAUCCCAUCACCGGUGAUGAGAGGUUUCUCGAGAUUACCGGUAAUUAUGGGUUGGGAGAAUCAGUGGUGUCCGCGUCUUCAGAACCGGAUUCAAUCAAACUGUCCGUUAAUAUUGAGUCCAACUCUCUGUCCACACGAAGACAUAUCACAGGAAUUAAGUCCAAAGUGAUCGGACAGAAGAAGACGUUAAUAAAACUCUUAGAAAAUGGAGGGACUGUUGAGGAAGAGGUCAGCGACAGAAGUAGUUGUUGUGUCAGUGAUCGGGAUUUGUUACGUUUGGGUGAUAUUGGACUUCGGAUUCACAAACACUACGGAAAUGCGAGAGAUAUAGAGUGGGGUCUACUCGGGGGCCAAAUAUUUAUGCUUCAGUCGAGACCCGUCACCAAUUUAGACAACUCUUACACCGACUACGAGAUUAUGCAUGAGUUGGACACACCUCACCAAACAGAGUUUGAAAUCUACUCCCGGGCCCAUUGGGGUCAGAUGUUUCCCGGCGCCUCCUCUUGGAUUGUGUUGCAGUGGUUUUGGUCCAAUAAAAGCUUAUUUUUGCGUCAGGGUAUAUCUCACGGCAGUGUCUCAGCCGAGGAUUACAAUCCGUUUGUCGAAACAAUGGGCGUUCAGUACAAUCAAGUCAUGUAUAAUCUGACCAAUGGAGAGAUGGACUUCUUUGCGGACUACCCCGAGUCAAAACGGGCCCAACAAAUGGUUUUAGGGAUGUUUGGCCAUCACAUCGAUGAUGAAGACGUGUUGAAGUGUUUUCUAGUAAAACGUGGGGAGAGAGCGAGCCCUUCAUUGGUGGCAAAAUUGCGGACAUUUUAUUUCAUGAUCAAUGCCCUCCUAUUUGGUCCCAAAAAUCUGCUCAAAACUAAAAGUCUUUUUAUGGAUGAAAAGAAAUACGAUUUGGUGACCAUUUUGAGACAAUUCUCUAAUUCAAAGGCUAUCUAUAACGAGAUUCUCAAUAACUAUCACAUUAUAUCCAACACUGCAUUUGAAAACCACGGCCCCGUCUCUAUGGGCUCGGCCUUAAAAAAUGCUAUUCUUAAGGCUACCCUUCAGGGGGCUAUGAAGGAUAAUGCAGACCUGGACGCAGACCUCAAUGAAAUGAUCUCUUCGUGUAAUGAUGUGAUCAGCGCUGAAGUGCCCAACAGUUUGAGAGAUAUCGCGAAGUCUAUCAAAGAUAAGCAAACAUUCAGCCAAUUGUCAGAUGAGGAGGCGCUGCGAUUGUUAUAUAAGGGAACCGAUGAGUCGUCUCUUAAGUUCAAACAAUUUCUUGAAAGACACGGUCACAGAGGGUAUCGGGAAUUGGAUCCCAUGUAUAAGCCAUGGAAAGGGAACCCCAUUCCUUGCAUUAAAACAAUUAAAACUAUGCUAUCGGGAAGUGAGAAACAAUUGGAGGCAAAAGUUGGUAAAUCUGUGGACCAAUUGAUUGAAGAACUCAAGACUCCAUUGACACCAAUAAAAAGACUACUUCUCAAGAAACUAAUCCUUCCGUACACUCAACGCGGUGUCGGAUACCGAGAAAUAUCCAAAUAUUUCAUGAUUUGGUUGAAUAACAAACUGAGAGAAGGCUUCUGGUAUUUGGCCGAACAGAUGGUUAGGGAAGGACUCAUACCAUCCGCCCAAUCAUUCUUCUACUUAACCGUCGCCGAAGUGGAGGCGCUCUGUAAUGGAGACAGAGAUCCGUUAAUUCUGGCUCGAGUUAGACACCGGAAAAGGCUUUACCCAAAAAUGGAUAAAUACAAGUUCGAUGAGUUCAUCAAAGGACCGGAAAUGAAGCCAAGAAAUUUUGAAGAUCGCAUUAUUCCUCCAAAUCUGGGCUCAGGAAUGGUUCAGAUGAAGGGAACGCCAGUUAGUAAUGGAUCCAUAAAAGCGAGAGUUUGUAUCUCUGAGGAUAUCACUGAAGCCGACAAUAUUCAGCCGGGAGAUAUACUGAUCACGUACUCGACGGACAUCGGUUGGAGUCCAUACUUCCCUCUACUGUCGGGUAUUAUCACAGAAAUCGGUGGAACCAUAUCUCACGGGGCGGUCAUUGCCAGAGAGUUUGGUAUCCCGUGUCUGAUAGCAGUGGAGGGCGCCUGUAGUGCAUUCAAAACCGGAGAUAUUUGUGUUUUGGAUACUCAGAGCUCAACCAUCACUAAAGUCCAGUGA